Aspergillus versicolor CBS 583.65 is the source of this 417-nucleotide messenger RNA. RefSeq lists its product as uncharacterized. The record is from RefSeq and is a predicted model, not a curated record. The transcript is spliced from 4 exons. NCBI's taxonomy places the organism in Eukaryota, Fungi, Ascomycota, Eurotiomycetes, Eurotiales, Aspergillaceae. Bases 1 to 417 code for a protein of 138 amino acids.
AUGGGGUCUGGUGACAAAACACCAUCUCGCCUUCAUGGCCCAAAAUCCGGGGCGGUUCGAGGCAAGGCCGCUGUUGAGCAGCCAGAUGUUGCGGAGAAUGAACCGGAACUCAACGAGAGAAUCAUGGAUUGUGACUGGUCUCAACUUGAAAGCAGCUACAUACGGAUGAUGGACCAACAUGAGAAAUCUGAUGAAGAACUGCGAGACCGUAUUACGAAACUGCUCCAGGUAUUCACAGCUUGGUCGCAAACCACAGUCGAGCAUGAUGAAACAAGAGCCUUGAAAAGGUUCCGGACGCAGAUGCACCACGUCCAGAAUUCCGAGGAGACUCUGGAGAAAAAGCGGAAGCACUACAUGGAUGUUAUAAAGGCUUUUGAAAGUGCAUUGGCACUUUUAAAUGACCGUGUGAAGCCUUAA